Messenger RNA from Aspergillus pseudonomiae, 657 nucleotides. RefSeq lists its product as uncharacterized. The coding region runs from base 347 to 502 and encodes 51 amino acids. NCBI's taxonomy places the organism in Eukaryota, Fungi, Ascomycota, Eurotiomycetes, Eurotiales, Aspergillaceae. The record is from RefSeq and is a predicted model, not a curated record. The transcript has a single exon.
CAAAGCCCGCACUAUCGUGUCAGACAGGCUGUUCCAGACAACUGACGGGUUAGAUGAUUGGUUGAAAUGGUGCUGAACCAAUGCCUUUCUAGUGUGUGUGUGCACCAGUCCUCUUGUUGCUUGUAGAACCCUCGUCAAACUCGGCCAGUCGAGGAUGUCCAUGCUUCAUCCCAGAGGCAUAUACUUGGGUUACCACUCUGUCAGAACCCGUACUUGAAGAUCAUCAUUCCGUUGACCAAACAUAGUCUGAUUAGAGUUAGGCUCAACCACUCUGCUAUUGGUGUUGGUCUAUGAGGCUGGCUUGAUCUUCGUUUAUCAACAAAAUAGAACACACUAGUGGUUCAGAAUGGUCCAGGCCAUUGUUGCUUUUGGCGAAAUAAUGGGAAUAUACAUUAGUAUCGGUGCAUGCAGCUUCCGCUCCCAUAGACUGAAUGGUUCAUUUGGUCAUCGCCCAAAUAAGGAAUGUAAUUCAGGCCACCAAGCUGUCAGGUAUUGGGAAUAACAGCACGUCAUUUCAUCCCUAUGUCUGUGAACACGACAUCAUCGAUGCUUCUGGUAUGACUUGGCAGCGUUUGGCGCCAUGAACUGCCUCAACCUUUGGUUUCUUUUUUGGGGAAAUGAUGUCCUAGUCAUGCACAAGUAUGGAGCCCAGUCCCC